AUGGGGGACGCCUCGGCGGAGGAGAGAUGGCGGGACCUCGACAAGCUCCUCGCCAGGCCUGGCAAUAUCGUCAGCCCCAUCUUCGAGCCCAGCCCUCAGGUAAAACCUCCCACCCCUCCUCCUCCACUGUCUUGUUUUUUUUUUGGUGGUUUUGGGGGGUGGAUUUGCUCUUAGUGUAGCGAGUAGAUCGUUCCUGUUUCUUUGGUCUCUUCUGCCGUCGCACGGUCUGAAAUUCUUGUGACUCCAGUUGAGGGAUGAGCUGGGGGAGUACGUCAGGGUGUUGGUUGUGGGCGCGGGCGGGCUGGGCUGCGAGCUUCUCAAGGAUCUCGCUCUCUCCGGUUUCAAGAACCUCGAAGUCAUCGACAUGGACACCAUCGAGGUCUCCAACCUCAACCGCCAAUUCCUUUUCAGGUCCCAAUCUUUACAAUGGCAUCCUUUACUUACUCACUAUCUAUCUAUUUAUCUAUCUAUCCGUACGACUGCAUCGCAACGCAUAUUUUACUCCCGAUUCCAACAUCAGGUCUUGAAACCCAGAAUUUGUUAGGCGAUUGAGAACUUCACACCAGUAAUCCGGUUAGCGUGAAAAUCACUUCUCAGCAUUUUCUGUAUUGUAUUCAGGGUGAUAAAAGCUUAAACGUUCCGUUCUAGAGCAUUUUUCCCUCUGUGGAAUCUGCAACUACCGAGUUUGGCUGCAUUUGUUCUGAAUGUUGCUAACAUGGGGUUUGACCGCUACAAAAUAUCUAGAAGAAGGGACCUGGACCCUUUGAAUAAAUCUAUGCAUUUUCAAUGAACUCACUCAAUAUACUAAGUUUCAAGGUUGAAACUUUUAAUUGGAGUUCUAUUUCUUAUUAGUUCCAUGAUGGUCAGUACGUUUGAAAGUAUUCUAAAAUGAAUCCCUCAUCUGUUGAUCACCAAACCUUUAUAACUAGCCUAUCCUUCUUAACAUGUAAUUCCUUGUAUGGUCACGGGAAGCUUCUGACGUUCAUCAGUUUGUUCUUGGUAUGGACAAUAUGAUAGCUGCCACUUGAAGACUGGGAAUAGAGUCAGUUGGCACUUCUGGGUAUACAUGAUCAAAUUUUAUAAUUUUUUUAGCACGUCCCAGUCUAUGUGAAAUGAGGUGGUCAUCCUUUGAGGAGCUCCUCCCAGAAAGAGAUAAGCAGUGGACUUCCCUUGGUGGGAAUGCUUCAGGGAUAGUUUUGUGUGUUAGAGUAGAACCAUAUUCAUAGGGCUUAAUAAUUCUCUUGCAAAAAUAUCUCCAAAGGAAAUAAAAAAAAUAUUGAUAAUAAAAACCUACGGUUAAGACUUUUUAUGUGAGUGAAUGUUUCGGAGAUUUUGUUCAUAGAGGUUAUAAUAUUUCAUGGUUUGGGUUGAACUUAGGACAUUCACAUUCAUUAUGUAAGUUCAUUAUGUGAACUUGUGAUUAUUCUUUUGUGUCUGGUGGAUUUUUUAUUUGGCUUUAUCUGGUUAUAUUUGAACACAUUUCGACUUUCAUCACCUUCUAUUUAGGCAGUCUGGUAAUAACCACUUUGUAAAAGUAUAUAUAUGGCGCAAUAGCCUGUUUUGUGCUGUCAUUAUAGGCUAAUUGAGGCUACACUCUUUGAAUUCAUGGAUAAAAUCAUCCACAAUUUUAAGUUGCUUCUAAAACGUUGUUCUUUCUAUCGGACUAUUUACUUCACACUACAUUUAGUCUAUAGAAAAUAUGAAAUUAUCCCUUUUAAUUUGGGCUAGAUUUUUUGUCUUAUUUAUGUGUUGAUUCAAGAACAGUUCAUGCUGGAUGAUGAUGUUAUGAUUCAACAUUAUUCGCUUUAAAUUCGCUAUGUUGAUAUUUCUUUCAAUGAAAUGAUUGAUCUUUAACUUUAGGAUCCAUGAUGUGGGAAAAUCUAAAGCUGAGGUUGCCGCAAGACGUGUUAUGGAGAGAGUUAGUGGGGUAAAUAUAGUACCACACUUCUGCAGAAUCGAAGAUAAAGACAUUGAAUUUUACAGAGAUUUCAAUAUUAUUGCCCUUGGUCUUGAUUCCAUUGAGGCUCGAAGCUACAUCAACUCUGUUGCCUGUAGUUUUCUUGGUGAUUAUCUUUUUCUUUUUUCUCUCUUGAAUAACGUUUGGAUAACGUCAUUUUCAUUUCAUAAGCUGUUUAUUUUUUUCAUUCAGAUUUUUAUCCUUAUCUAUUAAAGUUUUGCUGUCUUGGUUAUUUUACUGAUGCCUCAUCUUAGGCGUAACUUUUUAUGGCAUAAGACUUUGCAGGGGACAUACCAAAACACAGACAAGCGAGAAAUACAUACAUGGGCAUCAGCCAAUAAAAAACAAUCGAAUGAUGAGUAUUAUUUCAUAAUCAAUUAUUAGAGCACUUCAGGGAGAUGUACCUACCCAUGUAAAAUAAGAUGCCAUUUUAUUUUGUAUUUUCCUGUCGAAAAGUGCCCACAAACUUUGUUCAAGGAAGCUGGUUUUAUCCAAUACAUCAGAUGAAUAAGGGUAUAACGACUUUUGACUGAAAAUUCUGUUCCAAGGGCAUCUUUGGGGACCCGAAAUUAUUUUUUUUCUGAUCUCGUAAUUUUAUUUUUUCAAAGUGGAUACUCUUGUCCUUGCACUAGAUAACCCUUUUUUUCUUAAAGGAUUAAAACACACGAGAAGGCAUAAAUAAAAGAUAGGAGAAGUCGGGCUUCUCCUACUUUUGUUAAAGCAGCCCUAAGACUGUGAGACCAAGAUAAUAGGGUAGCAAAGCUCAGUGGUUUGGCAGGAGGCGCAUGCCCCAGAAAUAAUAUGCAGAAAGAGAUAGCACGAGUAAAACAUAGAAUGGAAAGGAAACAAACCGACAAUCAACAUUCUAUGAUAUCUCAAAUACAUCACAAUUUAUGCUACCAUGGCAGUUUUCAGGGGUUACUAGCUUUUACAAAGGCAUAAUAAGAGUUCCAUAGAAGUCAAAAACUAGGGUAAAAUCUGUGACGACAUAAGUAACAGCUGCAUAUUGAAUUUCUUGGAUCUAAAUGACAUUAGGAUAACCUAUUGUGCACUGCUCCUUAGAGUCAAUUAUUUUAUAUGGCUCCAAGUAGUGACUAGGUCUCAUUGAUCUUUUCUCCUCUGAAGCAUGUCUGAUCUAUUUUUCAAAUUUUAGAAUAUGACGACGAUGACAAUCCAUGUGAGGAAACCAUCAAACCUUUGGUAGAUGGUGGAACUGAAGGUUUCAAAGGUCAUGCAAGAGUAAUCAUGCCGGGCGUUACUCCAUGCUUUGAGUGCACGAUUUGGCUUUUCCCUCCUCAAGUGAAAUUCCCACUAUGCACCCUUGCUGAGACCCCUAGGACGGCUGCACAUUGUAUUGAAUAUGCACAUUUGAUAAAGUGGGAUGAGGUACAGCUAACGAACUGGCCUAAAAAAAAAAAUUAGUUUUUAUUUUUUAUUUUUUUACGGCACUAAAUUGGUGUCUGCUAUGCUCCUUUUAGGUGCAUCGUGGGAAAACAUUUGAUGCUGAUAAUCCAGAACAUAUGCAGUGGAUUUACUCAGAGGUUCGUUUUUCCAGAGGCUCGAAAUAGAUCUUCCCAUGAUUUUUUCUUUUUGGCUUUCGGUUUUGGUUAACAUUACCCGCAUUCCACGCAGGCUCUUAAAAGGGCAGAACUUUUUGGUAUCACUGGAGUUACUUACUCUCUAACUCAGGUAGGUGACUGUUCUGAAGGUUUUGUUGCUAGUUCUUCUUCUAUGUGGUAUGACGUUCUGCUAUUUUUAACCACAACUGCAACAAAACCAGUAUUCCCAGAGCGAGUCAUCUGAUUCCCAUAAAUCUUCUAGAUGGACAUUGACAUAUAGUAUAAGGUGGUUAAUAUACUGUUCAUAUCUUCUAUAUACAGUAAAACUCUUUUUUUAAAUUUUUUUCUCAGGGUGUUGUGAAGAAUAUAAUCCCGGCUAUUGCCUCUACCAAUGCGAUUGUUUCUGCUGCAUGUGCCUUGGAAGCACUGAAGAUUGCAACUGGGUGCAGCAAAACGUUGUCCAAUUAUCUCACGUAAAUCCUCCUGUCUUGUUGCCUCACUUUAUGCUUUAGAGACGGACUAUUCAUGGGGGAACAAAUUUCUCAUCCGUUUUACUUUUAUAUGUUCGGCAUAUUUCUUGUAGAAAUACAAAAACCCAUUUCUCAUCAAUUAUUUGCGUUUCGUUCGUCAAUACUCGAAGUAACCAUGUCUUCUCUUGUUUUAUCUAAUCAUUCAUUUGCGAUGCCGUUUCUAGUUUUAGUAGUUGGGCAUCAUGGGCGAUAAAGGUCUAGCAUCUGCAAGGAAUUUUUGCGCAUGUUUUAUGCCUUUGCUCACUAGUUUCAAGACCCUGUCCAUUUAGUAUUUCUUAUCUAGGGUCAUAAGCUGGCUUUCCUAUGAUGGGAACCCUCAACGCCAUGGGCCCCUCAAUGGAUCCUACUACACUGACAUCAAGUCUCGGGGCUUUCAAUUGGACGGUCAAGAAAUCUGGGGCAGAAGAGAUGUGGCUGGGAUGGUUGGGAGCAUCCGUACCCGAUUUAAUUGGUUGCGACUGUUGUUUUCAUCACAGAUAGUCUUGAGUCGUUGGGUGGGGAGUUGCUUUUAUUGCCAAUUAAUGCUGCAAUUAGAGGGUGCGGGGGACGUAGAAAGAGGGGAUAUCUUCAGAUAUUGUAGUUGUUUCCACAGCUUCUUGCUGUAUGUGGUCUCUGGGUAGCUUCUUUUAGUCUGCCAAGCUACAUAGAUGUUGAUUAUCUCCCUUAUUCCUAGCAGUCUUUUGGGCUGUUUAAUCAUUGGACUGGCUUGCGAUUUUCUUCGAGAAUCACUCACUCGUUACCAUAUUCUGCAGGUACAACGGUCUCGAGGGGCUUCACACCAAGGUGACCGAGUUCGUCAGGGACCAGAGCUGUCUGGUAUGUGGGCCUGGCACCCUCAUAGAGUUGGACAUCUUGGUUACUCUAUCAGAGGUAGGGGUCUCCUUGGUUAUUUUCUAUGACGACUACCUCACAACCAUGCUAUAAUUAGGGUGUUUAUGUUAAUUCUAUGUAUCCACGAAUUCACUCAUCAAUCCACAAACCUUGAGCUACAAAUUUGGUUGCUUUUUCAAACUUGAGGUGCUUCUAGCCCUCUAACCUACUAUCAUUUUAUUUAAUUUUUUUUUUUACCGAGACAUCUGAUGUAGAUCAAGUUACUGUGCUGGUAGCAGGGGUAGUAGAAUCUAAUGGCAUUUAGUGUUUUGCUUUAUGCCCCCAUAAUAUCUAAAAAUCUCAACUGUCUGGAAAAGGAAAUCCUGCUUCCUUAUUUAGUAACAGCUUGACUUGUUCCUGGGCUAGGAGAUUUCCUCUUCAAGGAAUCCUUGUGAGGGCCCUUGAGGUUCCCAGAGAUAUACAUCCACUACUAUUUGCCAUGUUUCUGAGUUCUGUUUGUCGUUUGGAUUAUUUCAGCAAUGAAAUUGUAGCUAAAAUCUGUUUUUAAGUUUCAUGGCUAUGAUGAAAACAUGAAUAGCAAAUGAAAUGAGGUGGCCUUUCUAGCAUAGAAAUAUAAUAUUAUAAUUAUCAUCAUUGCUAUUACUACCGUCAUCAUCGUCGUCUUGUGUGGUGGGGGGCUUGAGAACCUGAUGCAGUAUUUUGUCUUGCUGAUGAAAGCCCUAAUCGAUGAUUUCUAAGUAGUUUUUCCCUAAUUCUUGGCUUUGUAUGAUUCUAAACCGUACCCAAGCAUAUCAACACCAGAGCCUUUGAUGCGGUGAACUUUCCACCGUGAUUAUUAUUUUAUUAUUGCGAAAGUGAUUGGAUUUUGUGUAUUAAUUGAAUUUUGAGACGAACAAAUUAGGCUGUUCGGGUCUAAAUUUGUUUUCUUGCUCAUGAUUUCAUUUCUAAUUGGCCUGGAAUAGCUGAUCGAACUCCUCGGAGAGCACCCCAAGCUGCAGCUAUCUAAACCGAGCAUCACUCACCAAGGGAAGAACCUGUACAUGCAGGCUCCCCCCGUUCUUGAGGAGCUGACUCGGUCAAAUCUUCCCCUCCCCCUCUUUGACCUCAUGGGUCGUGCUCCAAGGGGGAUCAUCCAUGCCACAGGUUUUGCCAACAAGAAUGGAAAGAGGACAUCCUGUCUGAGGAAGCUGCGCGUUGUCUUCAAGGGCGCAGUCGAUGAAGGAGCUGCCAACGUGGACAUGGCGGGUGUCCCUGCUUGA
This is a messenger RNA of Spirodela intermedia, 6136 nucleotides long. The record is from the annotation of a GenBank genome assembly. Lineage: Eukaryota; Viridiplantae; Streptophyta; Magnoliopsida; Alismatales; Araceae.